AUGGAAGGUGAGGUCCGCGAGGCUGCGCCGGGCUCCGAGCAGCCCGAGCUAGCGAGCGAGCGGUGCGCGCAACGGCGCGGCUUCCUCCUGAAUCUCGAUAUACAACCAAAUACGGAGCUGAAAGGCGCCGAGGAGCAGCCUCUGCCCACAGAAAGCCCAGAGGCCUUGAGUGACUACAAUUUAAGCAAACCUCAUGAAAUAGAAAAUGUGGACAGUACCGAAGCCCCGACCAAUGAAGAUGAAGAUGCAGGAGAAGAUUCGAUGAAAGUGAAAGAUGAGUACAGCGAAAGAGAUGAGACCAAUCUGAAGCCGGAGCCCAUGGGAAAUGCAGAAGAGAGUGACAUUCCUUACAGCUAUGCAAGAGAGUAUAAUGAAUAUGAAAACAUUAAGCUGGAGAGACACGUGCCAUACGACAGCGGCAGACCGACCAGUGGGAAGAUGAACUGCGAUGUGUGCGGAUUAUCCUGCAUUAGCUUCAAUGUCUUGAUGGUUCACAAGCGAAGCCACACUGGUGAACGCCCGUUCCAGUGUAAUCAGUGUGGGGCAUCUUUUACUCAGAAAGGUAACCUCCUCCGCCACAUUAAGCUGCACACAGGGGAAAAACCUUUUAAGUGCCACCUCUGCAACUACGCAUGCCAAAGGAGAGAUGCGCUCACGGGACACCUUAGGACACAUUCUGUGGAGAAGCCGUACAAGUGUGAGUUCUGCGGCAGGAGCUACAAGCAGAGGAGUUCCCUGGAGGAACAUAAGGAACGAUGCCGCACGUUUCUUCAGAAUUCUGACCUGGGGGACGCUGCGAGCGUGGAGGCAAGACACAUCAAAGCGGAGAUGGGAAGUGAAAGAGCGCUCGUUCUGGACAGAUUAGCAAGCAAUGUGGCAAAACGAAAAAGCUCAAUGCCUCAGAAAUUCAUUGGUGAGAAGCGCCACUGCUUUGACGUCAACUACAAUCCCAGCUACAUGUAUGAGAAGGAGAGUGAGAUGAUGCAGACCCGAAUGAUGGACCAGGCCAUCAAUAACGCCAUCAGCUAUCUUGGGGCUGAAGCCCUUCGCCCCUUAGUCCAGACUCCACCUGCUCCCACCUCUGAGAUGGUCCCAGUUAUCAGCAGCAUGUAUCCUAUAGCACUCACCCGGGCUGAUAUGCCCAACGGGGCCCCGCAGGAGCUGGAAAAGAAAAGGAUCCUCCUGCCAGAGAAGAACUUGCCUUCUGAGCGAGGUCUGUCCCCCAAUAACAGUGCCCACGACUCUACAGAUACUGACAGCAACCACGAGGAUCGCCAGAAUCAUGUCUACCAGCAAAGCCACAUGGUCCUUCCCCAGGCCCGCAAUGGCAUGCCACUUCUGAAGGAGGUCCCGCGCUCCUUUGAACUCCUGAAGCCCCCUCCCAUCUGCCUGAGAGACUCCAUCAAAGUGAUCAGCAAAGAAGGAGAGGUGAUGGAUGUGUUCCGGUGUGACCACUGCCAUGUCCUCUUCCUAGAUUAUGUGAUGUUUACCAUCCACAUGGGGUGCCAUGGUUUCCGUGACCCCUUUGAGUGUAACAUGUGUGGAUAUCGAAGCCACGAUCGCUACGAAUUCUCCUCUCACAUCGCUAGAGGAGAACACAGGGCCAUGUUGAAGUGAGCAUCAGUCUCCGAGCUCACAAUCUAAGGGUCAACAUUGUUUCUUAAAACUGAUGAUAGCCUUACCCAGCAGACGGAACUCACACCCACAGUCCUGUCCGGUUAUGUUAGUACUCAGUCCCAUUCACAGGAACAGUCAGGGAAACACUGUCUCCAUCCAGAAACUGUUUGCAGAGCCAUCAUGUUACUUUGUGAAACCUUCCCUUCCCAUCAGUGGAAUUUGAUGGGAUUUAAAAGCCAAAGAAGUAUCCAGUUCAUUAUCUUUUGUAGCAAUAGCCAGCCAUCCCCUGGAGCUGCUUGCCAACUGGAACAGUCCUCGGUGGACUGCAGGAGACAUUCGCUGGGAUAUAGCAGCCAUAUGUGGAAAAGUCUUUGAUCCUAUGCCCAGAUCCACACAGUGGAGGAGCUGACCAGCUGCCCUUGCCCUUUGGGCACUAGCACAAGGCGGGAGGGUUAGAACCCAAUCUCCUCUCCCUUCCCAGUCUAACAGUAAGAAAGAGACAGCCUACAGGAAGUACCCGCUGCCAGUAAUGGAAGAGCCUAUCUUCAGAGCUUCGGUUCACUUCCUAUCACACGAGCAAAACCAAACAGAAGCCAUCUGAGGACCCUUCUGCUUCACCUGCCUGCCACCAGGGAAAACCUGAGGUGAUCUGGCCUAAGCCAGCUGUCGGGAAGAAAAGUUUACUCCAGAGGAACCAAUGCUUUUAAAUGCUGAGUGUCACCGACACCCAGGAGUCAUCCACUGAGGGGAGGUGGUGUUUGGGUCUUUGAUGGAGAUUGGCAGAGCAGGCAGGGGACAUAGCUUAGUGUUUGCCAAGUUCAACCCCCAGCACCAAGGGACAAAAAGGAAAGAAAGAAAAGGGGAGGGGAGGGAGAUUGGCAGAGCAGAGUGUGUAGGGCACAUGGGUUGGCAGUUCUUGUCACCUUCGUGGAGUACUGGUUGGAAACCCAAAGAACACCUGAAAGUGACUUUACACCCGCACAUACUCAGAGGACCUGGAAUGUACCACUUAGCCUCCCCGCCACAGGGGUGAGAUCCAGGGACGGGAACCACAGAUGUUCUGAUCAGGAGGCUCCGAGGUCAGGUUAGACAUGUGUGGCUUUUAUUUCAUUUUUAAAACGGUCCUCCUGCUGCCUAGAUGGGCCUCCAGCUCACUACUAGCUGAGGGUGGCCAGAACUCUGAUCCUCCGGCCUCAGCCUACCGAGUGCUGGGGUUCGAGAUGUUCACCAUCAGGGUUCUGGGUUUUCACUCUCUGGAACCGGAGCUGCCGCGGUCCGCUAAGGGUCUUGAAAGUCUGUCUCGUUCUGUAGAUGGACCAAUCAGCUUUGUCCCUAUACACAGCACCAAGACAUCAAGAAAACCUGGAAUAGAGGUCACAAAAUGCAUGGGCCAAGCUCCUGUCUGCUACUAAUUAGUGUGUUCUUUUGUACAAAUCAUUCAGCUCUAAAAGCUAAAUUUCCUCAACCAUAAAGUAAGAGUUGGGUUUAGACCUCCUUGAUGGUCCCUCCCGGCUCUGAUACACGAUUAUUCAGUAACCACAGGUUAUUUUUAAACCUCCUGAUGUGUGGGCCUUAGGCAGAAGGGUCCACACAUGAAAAUGUGUUUCAUGUCUCUUCGGUGUGAAAAUGUAAGUGCAUUAAGUUUUUCCUUCAGCCACUGAGUCAUGAACCUGAGGAGGAACAAGGAACAGGAAGGUGAUUUGGUCUUGCCAAAGUGUGCACACGAAUCGGCAUCUACAGCUGCUUGCCAGGCCCUUUUCUUUCUUUCUGUUUUAAGAACUGUGUGAGGGAAAAUAAGUUCUGCUUACAGGGACCAGCUCCAUGGCGCCUAUUUACAAAUUAAGAGCUAGCUUUAUGAACAUUUCUGCCGGAGCCAAGAAUCCCGAGUUCCUGGUUGAUUAGCAUUUUCCUUCUAAAGGGCUUAUGGAGUCGGCUCUCACUCAACUCAUUUAUGCAACGCCAGUAAUUAAAACGUUCCACCUCAGACACACAAAUGGCUUAGCCUGCUUUGUAGCAUGGUGGCUGUCUCAGGGAAAGCGGGCGGGGCGGGGCAUGGAAUUCCAUGGCAACAGUUCAGUGUGUCUGAGGCUUCGGCUACCAGACUGGACGUCUUUAGCACACCGCCGUUUAUCAGCAGAGUUGAAUCUGAACUGUGCCACAUUAUUUAUGACCAUUGUGAAAGAGGACCUGCCUAUUCUAUGCUUGAGCGAGUUCACAUCCUGUGGACUUGCGGAGGGGAGACACGAUGGUAGGGAGAGAGUGAGUUGGAAAGCAGGGACUAGAAGGAAAAGAUGCAGAGGUGGGCAUUUCUUCCAGAGUGCUGUUGAAGUCUGCUGCGCGCACGCGCGCACACACACACACACACACAAGCACACGCACACGCACACACGUGCACAUGCGUGCUUUGUCAUCUCAAGAUGGUGAACUACUAUUCUUCUAGUCCAGAAACCUCCACAGAUGGGACUCUAUCCUGCGACGGUGGACUUGCUGAGUGACUUCCAUCCCCUGAGGCUACUUUCUGAAUGACGCGCACACUCCCAGAGCCUUGACCUUCAAAGACUCAUGCUGAGCCCCAGCAGAGGCCCUCAAUGCCAGGGUUCUGCUUAAGCUUGAAGCUCUUGAGUGUAGCAGUUGAGCCUGGUGAGGUGCGGUGGUUAGUGCUUUGGUUAGCACCGACAGUGCUUGUGUUCCUUGGGCUACCUGUGGGCCCCCCUUGAUGGAGGUGGGGGCUGAAGUGAGAAGGGGUAGGGAUUUGCAUCCUCCAUGGGGCUGUGAAGUCCUGAGGAGGGUUCGGCUUUCUCACACAGGGCCCCCGCCAUGAACCCUGUGGGCCUUUCCUUCCUUUCCCACCAGCCCCCUCAGAAGCAAGCUCCAACCACACACCCAAGGGGGCUGCAAACUGGGGGCCAACCAAACCCACAAGAAGUUCCAUUGCAGCCAAGGUGACAGAGUUGGGGUGAGGGUGGAAAGAACAGCAGAACUAGCUCUCCAAAUGCUCCUCGCCAUGAUUUGAAGUGCUGCACAGAAUGCAAUAGAAGAAUCCUUCCAUUCAGCAUUCCAGCAUUACCACCAGAAGAGGGGGAAACCCAACCCAUCUUCAUACGCCUUAAAUCAUUCCCCCCAAAGAAACAGCGCCGGGCACUGACAAGCCAGCUAGCCUCGUCUCUCCUGCUCAUUCUCAGCCCUUCCUGACUUUGCUUCUGGAUUCAUCCACGACAAAAUUUCUCCCUCUUCUGUGCUUACCACUUUGGGUGGACCAUCCAUAGUCUCAGCACCCCCUGAAGAAAAUGGCCCCAGGUGUCUUUUGCAAAGGGGAACAUUUUAAAGCACAAAAAAAAUCUUACUUAACUGAAGUAUUAUGUAACUAACAGAUGUCACAUUGGCAUAGAAGUUUUCUAAGUAGAUACGCAUCUUUGUUCUCCUCGGUUUCCUUGUUCCCCUUACCAAGUGUGAAGGUUGGUGUGCUGUAAGGGGACAGACCUAACUCCCAGGCUAAGGGGUAGCUCAGUGCAGGAAUGCUUCUUUGCCUAGUGCUAGCAUGAGAGAGGCCCUGGUUUCCAAGCCCAGCUAGAAGAGAGAGAGAUGGGUAGGCAGGUAGGCAGGCAGGCAGGUAGGUAGGUAGGUAAAUACAAACAGAGAAAUCAAACUUUUGAAACAUACCCCAGGGCAGGCAAGAAGACCAUAAGGAUAAAGUUGGUCCAUGGUCCUCACUGUAAGGUGCACCCCACUGAAGAUAUGCUGGUCUCUAGUAAGGCUUGGGAAACCGAGACCGUUCAGAUUCGUAAAAGAGCUUGGGCAUCUUCAAGGAUGCAGGAGCCUUGAAUUGAGACUUCUGCACUCAGAAAGGAAAAAGGAGUGUUGAAAAUUAUUUUUUAACCUGAAAAUCAGCAGCAAGAGCCUCAACAGAAGAUGAACAGUAUAUACUGCCAGGUCUCAAAGGAUAAAGACUCUAUUUUAUACAGAGGGCUGUCCAGGAAGCCUCAACGGACAGCGUUCUGGGCAACAUGAUUGGGGAAUCUACAUUCUUUCUCUGAAACCAAAGGCUGAAUCCAGGCUACCCUAGGACUGUUUCCUAAGAAGGCAGGACUGACCAGCCAUGGGAAGGAUCAGUGAAGCACUGGUUCUCAAGACAAUGGACUUGGAAGGGCCUAGAAGACAGGUGUGGGCUUUGACCUAGGGUGAGCUCAGAAUGUAAGGCUGCAUCUGUCUUACCCAGCUGUAAUCUCUGGGACCCACCAAGCCAUCAAUAGGCUGAACAGGCUUUUGCACUUUGAAGAAGUUGGAUGUGCUGUUCCCUCUAAACAUUCCAGCUGUGGACUGUCUUAUCCAUCGCUGUCAUAUGAGCUAUUAUCUGAAAUUGGAACAUUAAUUUUUGAUUCAAAAUGUAAAGUCAUAGUGAUAUCUACCUUCCAGGGUGUUGUGAGGUUUGCUGUGAUCUUGUCUAUAGAGUAAAGUUGCUUUGGGGGAAGGGUAUUAUGCUGUCUAGUUAUAAAUUUUCUGCUGUAAAUCCUGUGUCUGGUUAGAAGGGCAU
Molecule: messenger RNA, 6148 nt
Organism: Peromyscus maniculatus bairdii (prairie deer mouse)
Lineage: Eukaryota; Metazoa; Chordata; Mammalia; Rodentia; Cricetidae
Source: RefSeq, a predicted model, not a curated record